CACACACGUGACCUUCCUGUUUUCAACCAGUUUAACGCAUGUAGUUAAAAGACAGGCCACCACCAUGGACCAGCACAAGCACCAAUAACACAUUAUACAUGCCAGCAAGGUAAGAUCGGGACUCGGAUCGCCCACUGGACGUGGACCAUGGCGGCUGCCACGAGCACCAGCAACACAUCCACAGCCACGCUUCAGAUCAAGCACUCGAGUGUCGAGCAUACGCGGAAACGCAUAGACCCGAGGAGGAGGCAAGCGGCGCUGUCUUUUCUCAGCAACAUUUCUUUAGAUGGUCGACCCGUGCAGAGCGAUGCGGACGAGCAAAGUGGAGAGGAGGGCUCGCUGGAGCCGAGGACUAGACACAGCCUGGUUUCCCCGGAGCGCUCGGCGUGCGGAGCCGCUGCCGCCGCCGGAGCUGCGACUGCUGCCGCGGCUGCUGCAGCCGCUGCUGCGGCGGCGGCGACCACUGCCGCACAGGCGCUCGCGUUUGCAAACCAGGCUCUCCUCACCAGCACUCGGGCCAGUUUCGGGACGGGUGCAGACGCGGACAACGACGCUUUCGUUUCCUCGACAGUCAGCUCGCCUUUCUCCGCGAUGCCAGCCUCGAGCAGAGGGAGGCUGCAGACCUACACUCAGGGAAUCCUGCCUGCCUCCUACUCCAGACAGUCCUCCCAGAACUACUGCCCGGAGGGUGGACAGAUAGCCAACUCUGCCAUAGAGCUCCAGAGGUCCAGACGAAGACUCAUCUCUCAGCGGUCUUCGCUCGAAACGCUAGAGGACAUUGAGGAAAACGCUCCUCUCCGCAGAUGUCGAACCUUAUCUGGUUCCCCCCGACCAAAGAGCUUUAAGAAAGUCCACUUCAUAAAGAACAUAAGGCAACAUGAUAUGCGCAAUGGAAGGAUAGUCCUUAUCAGUGGCAGAAGAUCCUUCUAUAGUGUUUUUUCUGUCCUGCCCUAUCGAGAUUGUAGCCAAGCAGGGGAUGUCAAGCUGGAAGGAGGGCGCCAGCGACAUCCAUCAGGAAGCAUCAGUGCCAAGGAGAUGGUGAUCGGGCUGGAAGGAGUGGAGUUGGGAGCAGAUGGAAAGACUGUGUCCUACACCCAGUUCCUCUAUCCCACUAAUGUGCUGGGUGGCCGAAGGAACACCAUCGACUCCACCUCUUCCUUCUCGCAAUCUCGCAAUGCCAGCCACCGCAGCCUCAGCUUGGGCCGAGCCAACAGCAACCAGAGCAGCAUAGACACAGGGAAUGAUUUGGGGGAGUUUCGUGAGUACAACCCCAAUCUGCUGGAUGACCCUCAGUGGCCUUGUGGGAAACAUAAGAGAGUCCUCAUCUUCCCCUCGUACAUGACGACGGUCAUAGAAUACGUCAAACCAUCCGACCUCAAGAAGGACAUGAAUGAAACCUUCAAGGAGAAAUUCCCCCACAUUCGGCUCACGCUCAGCAAGAUAAGGAGCUUGAAAAGGGAGAUAAAGAAACUGGCUCAGGACGAGUGUGGCUACGAGGAACCCACAGUGGCCAUGGCUUACGUCUACUUUGAGAAACUCGUUCUUCAAGGCAAACUGAACAAACAGAAUCGCAAGCUCUGCGCCGGUGCCUGUGUCCUUCUGGCGGCCAAGAUUGGCGGCGAUCUCAAGAAACAUGAAGUCAAGCUCCUGAUCGAUAAACUGGAGGAAAGGUUCCGAGUGAACCGCAGGGAGCUGAUCGCUUUCGAGUUCCCUGUCCUGGUGGCGCUCGAGUUCAACCUGCACCUGCCCGAACAUGAGAUCAUGCCCCACUACAGACGCCUGCUGCAGACCUCCUAGCAUUAGUGACCAAUCAGGAGGACGAACACCACGGUUCUCCUCCUGAUCCGCUCCCUCUCGUCACAUCCAUCCUGUCGCCGCUCCUGACAUCUUCAAGGUACAGCCGGCCGUCACGGGCGACGCCUCCCUCCUUCCUCUCAGAGACGAGGAAUCAGCCAAAGGGACUCACAUUUUUAAAACAAUCUUUCUACCAUUGUUUUGUUUUUGUUUCAUAAUCACUACAUGGACUCAUGGUGAAAGAAAGACUUCAACUGUCUUUGAACAAGUCGUUUUUCUAGUUUUACAUUCCUUCAUUUUCACUUUGUAUAUUUUAGACUCCUCUUGUUGUAAGAGCGCUCUGAACCUGACGGUGAACAACCAUUUAUUGUUUUUUUUCUUUUCUAUGUCUUGGCAUUAAUCUCCUUCUUGUAAACUUAAGUAUGAUUGGUUGCCUCCGAUUUAAACAAAAGCCUUUUAAGUGGCUGGUUUUGGCUGGACUGUUAUGUCUCAGAGUGGCUCAUCGUUUCCCCAAGUCAUCAUCUUAAAAGUGCACUUUUUAAAUACCGGACUGGGGACAUUUUGAUUUAUUUUUCUCUCUCGCUCUCUCUUGUGUUUAUUCUCUUAUUUUCUAGCCACAACUCUCCGCAUGAUUGUUUGUACACAGGUACUUGCAAGACAAAGAUGGGACUUCCUGUUUUCACUGAAGUAUUCCGUACAUUUUCUACCAGUCGAGUGAUUACCAUGGACUUCUGGAGACCAGACCCACUUUUACCAGUGUCGUAUUUCCUGUGCUCUAUGUUAGAGUGUAUUGCUGGCACAUUUACAGUGCUGUAAUGGGGUCAAGGUGGUCGUGGCGAGGCGUUACCCACGAGUGCAAACAUGCUAUUACCCCGGUGCAGUGUGGCGCUCUUGGCUUUAGAAAGAAUGUCCUUUACCUUGAUGGAUGUGGGUUAAGACCCAGUUCCAGCACUUGUCUUCCUGCUGAAGUGUCCUUGAGCGAGUGUCCUCUUCACCUGACCCCGACCUCCGGGGACAAAUCUUAAAUGAGAUUUCAAAAAGCGUUGAACAAGAAUCAGUACUUUGAUUUGAUGUUUGAAUUAAAGAAAUACUGUGGGAACAAAAAUCUGUGCCAAGUGAAAAAAAAAACAAUGACAUCAGUAUAGUAUUUUAGUUUGUCAUGUUUCUCUUGAUUGAUUUCUUUUUCCUUCAAUUACCUUGAAAUAGACAAAUCAAGCACAUAGACCACCUACUUGAAGAUAGUGUUACAGUACAUGCUGGUAUUGAAUGUGAAACGAUCAAAAGGCUAAACCAAAUUGUAAUGAAUCAAUUCUUUUAUAUAUAUAUAUAUAUACAUAUA
Messenger RNA from Solea senegalensis (Senegalese sole), 3133 nucleotides. RefSeq names its product Cdk5 and Abl enzyme substrate 1 (gene cables1). Bases 148 to 1797 code for a protein of 549 amino acids. Gene Ontology annotation, cellular component: cytosol. The record is from RefSeq and is a predicted model, not a curated record. Gene Ontology annotation, biological process: nervous system development; regulation of cell cycle. NCBI's taxonomy places the organism in Eukaryota, Metazoa, Chordata, Actinopteri, Pleuronectiformes, Soleidae. The transcript has 10 exons.